AAUAAGUUCAUCCAUGAAAUUUCCUUGCUACUAAAUAUUCCACAGUCAACUGUUAGUGGUAUUAUAACAAAGUGGUAGCAACUGGGAACAACAGCAACUCAGCCACACAAAGUGGUAGGCCGCGUAAAAUGACAGAGCGGGGUGAGAACAUGCUGAAGCGCAAAGUGCGCAGAAGUCGCCAACUGUCUGCAGAGUCAAAACCUAAAGACCUCCAAACAUCGUGUGGCCUUCAGAGUGCUUCAUGGAAUGGGUUUCCACAUCCAAACAGCUGCAUCCAAGCCUUACAUCACGAAGUGCAAUGCAAAGUGUCGGAUGCAGUGGUGUAAAGCACACUGCCACUGAACUCUAG
Messenger RNA from Staurois parvus, 349 nucleotides. The record is from the annotation of a GenBank genome assembly. NCBI's taxonomy places the organism in Eukaryota, Metazoa, Chordata, Amphibia, Anura, Ranidae.